Molecule: messenger RNA, 1665 nt
Organism: Pyrus x bretschneideri (Chinese white pear)
Lineage: Eukaryota; Viridiplantae; Streptophyta; Magnoliopsida; Rosales; Rosaceae
Product: E3 ubiquitin-protein ligase BIG BROTHER-like
Exons: 8
Coding region: 446-1183 (245 amino acids)
Biological process (GO): protein ubiquitination; negative regulation of organ growth
Molecular function (GO): ubiquitin conjugating enzyme binding; ubiquitin-protein transferase activity
Source: RefSeq, a predicted model, not a curated record
GCUGGAGACAACAAAACAUAACACAUAACUCAGAAGGGAAGCGUGUUCGUGAAAAUCUCACAUGUAGCUGCUCCUCUGCACAAAAGCCAAACGCAACACACAAAAAACGGAUAACACAAUACAAUUCUAGAGAGAGCAACUCAAACACAACACAGAAAGCCUCUCUCUCCGUCUCUCUCUCUCUCCCUCUCUCUCUCUCUCUCUCUCUCUCUAUAUAUAUAUAUAUAUAUAUGUCAAGUGCAAACUCAAAUCUCUCUCUGAGUUGAAGCAAAUUUUCUCAAGAAAUUAUGGGGAAGAAAAUUUGAAGUUAGAAAGAAAGAAGACUGCAGUUUCUCUUACUUAUCCUCCGAGCUGCCCAUUUUUGCUUCACAGCGAAAUGUGAAGGGAGUUUUGGCUUAAAAGUAAGAUUGUUUAUGUGAAUCUCGGUUUGAUAAGUGGUGCAAAAAUGAAUGAGAAUGGACAUAUGGAAGUGCAUUACCUAGACACCGGCUUUCCUUACACACCUACCGACGGCUUCAUGGGUUUCUUUGACGGUUUUUCUCAUGUACCGAUGAAUUAUGGUCACGCCAUGCCAAUGCAUGAUCAGGAAACUGCAUACUGGUCAAUGAACAUGAGUUCGUACAAGGCUUUACCAUCUGGUCCGGAGAGUACUUCUUAUUACGGUACUUAUGAGGUAAAUGAUCAUUUACCAAGCAUGGACGUCAGCAGGGGGAGUUGGGAAUACCCUUCAGUGAUGAAUGCAGAAGAGCCUGCAAACACCGACUCACAGCUAGAAGAAGAUGCUGCCAUGGAAGCGCAAGCUACACCUGAGGAAUGUAUUCCGAAUCAGCAAAAUACAAGUACUUCUGAGGUUGCAUGGCAAGAGGACAUUGAUCCUGAUAACAUGACCUAUGAGGAAUUACUUGACUUGGGUGAGGCAGUUGGCACUCAAAGCCGAGGUCUUUCCGACGAACUUAUUAGCUUGCUUCCAUUGUCAAAAUACAAGUGUGGAAACUUCUUUUUAAGGAAAAAAUCCGGAGAGAGGUGUGUGAUUUGCCAGAUGCAGUAUAAAAGAGGGGAUCGACAGAUCACAUUGCCAUGCAAACAUGUCUACCAUAGCGAAUGCAUCAGCAAAUGGCUCGGUAUCAACAAGGUAUGCCCAGUUUGCAACCUCGAGGUUUUCGGUGAGGAGUCAAGGCAUUAGAGCACCAAUUUGGAAAACAAAAAUUAGGCAAAAUCUAUGUCCAUUUCCUAGCUGAAGCUGAAAUUUUGCCUUGCUUCCCUUCCAUAUAGUUUGGUUAUUUUUUCUUUGCCUAAUGCCUAUACAGAGUAGUUAAAAACUAUGGUCCUCCUACCCUUUUAUCUCUUUCGUUUAACACGCUCUGGUGAAGUAGUCGAGAAAACAAGCCCCUUCUCUUUUCGUUUAACGCGCUCCGGUGAAGUACUAGAGAAAACAAACCCUAUAAUUCAACCUCCUAUAAGUGAAUAUAAGAUUCAGAUUAGAGAUUGUCAAAAAGUGCACCUUUUAGCCACUCUUUUAGCUUCUUGCAAAUCGGCAGACAAAUUUAUAUUGUGCGUAAAAUCACUUAUUCGUGUCGAAGCUCGAGGCAUGCUUCGGUUUAUUUCAGCUUGUGUUCUUGAAAUUGUUGUUAUAUCAGAUUCAUGUCAAUUUUAAUACUUGGCUAA